Messenger RNA from Geodia barretti, 675 nucleotides. NCBI's taxonomy places the organism in Eukaryota, Metazoa, Porifera, Demospongiae, Tetractinellida, Geodiidae. The record is from the annotation of a GenBank genome assembly.
AUGUUCUCCCGUAUCUCGCGGCGUUACGAUCUGCUCAACACUGUCAUGUCGGGCGGACGCCACCAUGCCUGGCGACGGAAGGCGACGGCAAUGGCGGUUGAGGGACUGUCAGGUAGAGCGUUGGACGUUGCGACCGGCACUGGAGACUUCGCGUUCGACCUCGCCCGCCGAGCCGAGGUCACUUCGGUUGUGGGACUCGACUUCACGCGCGACAUGAUGACCAUAGGAGUGCAAAAGGGGAUACGUCACGGUGUCGGGGAGUCGGUGUCGUUCACCGAGGGCGACGCGCACGAGUUGCCAUUCGCUGACGACAGCUUCAUGUGUGCGACCGUCGGAUUUGGCAUACGCAACUUCAUCGAUGUGCCGAAGGCCCUGCGGGAGAUGGCCCGUGUUGUUUCGCCUGGUGGCAGGGUCGUGUCGCUUGAGAUCGUACGGCAGGACGGCAGAGACCCCAUCAGCGCCAUGGCGCGCAUGCACUUCAGGUACGCCACCCCCUGGCUCGGCGCUUUGCUGGCCGGAGACCGCGAAGCAUACACCUACCUGCCGCAGUCGGCGCAGGGGUUCAUGUCCGCUGACGAGCUUACCGGCGCCAUGACCGACGCCGGACUCAAGGUCACUCACUGCGUGAAGCUCGCGCUGGGAACUGCCGUCAUCCACGUCGGUCAAAAAUGUUAG